This is a messenger RNA of Odocoileus virginianus texanus, 2355 nucleotides long. Lineage: Eukaryota; Metazoa; Chordata; Mammalia; Artiodactyla; Cervidae. The record is from RefSeq and is a predicted model, not a curated record.
CCCAUCCGGGGCGAGAGAGGAGCCGCGGGCCGAGGCAGGCUGGGCCGGGGGCUGCCGGGCCCUCGACCCCCACCGUGACCCCGCGGCCUCUAGCCCGCCCCCAAGAUGAUGAAGAGGCAGCUGCAUCGCAUGCGGCAACUGGCCCACACGGGCAGCCUGGGACGCACCCCGGAGACUGCAGAGUUCCUGGGUGAGGACCUGCAGCAGGUAGAGCAGCGGCUGGAGCCAGCUAAGCGAGCAGCCCACAAUGUCCACAAACGGCUGCAGGCCUGUCUGCAGGGCCAGAGCGGGGCGGAAAUGGACAAGCGGGUGAAGAAGCUUCCCCUCAUGGCUCUGUCCACCACGAUGGCCGAGAGCUUCAAGGAGCUGGACCCCGAUUCCAGCAUGGGGAAGGCCUUGGAGAUGAGCUGUGUCAUUCAGAACCAGCUGGCCCGCAUCCUGGCCGAGUUUGAGAUGACCUUGGAGAGGGACGUACUGCAGCCACUCAACCGGCUGAGCGAGGAGGAGCUGCCAGCCAUCCUCAAGCACAAGAAAAGCCUGCAGAAGCUGGUGUCCGACUGGAACACGCUCAAGAGCAGGCUGAGUCAGGCGGCUAAGAACUCUGGCAGCGGUCAGGGCCUGGGUGGCGGCCCGGGCAGCCACACCACCACAGCCAACAAGGUGGAGACGCUGAAGGAGGAGGAGGAGGAGCUGAAGAGGAAGGUGGAGCAGUGCAAGGAUGAGUACUUGGCCGACCUGUACCACUUUGCUACUAAGGAGGACAACUAUGCCAACUACUUCAUCCACCUUAUGGAGAUUCAGGCCGAUUAUCAUCGCAAGUCUCUGAGCUCGCUGGACACGGCCCUGGCUGAGCUGAAGGAGAACCACAGCCAAACAGACCCCUCCCCCUCGAUGACGGCCGCCCCCUUCUCCAGGGUGUAUGGGGUGCCUCUGGGAACCCACCUCCGAGAGCUGGGCCGGGACAUCGCCCUGCCCAUCGAGGCCUGCGUCAUGAUGCUGCUCUCUGAGGGCAUGAAGGAAGAGGGCCUCUUCCGUCUGGCCGCCGGAGCGUCGGUGCUGAAGCGCCUCAAGCAGACCAUGGCCUCGGACCCCCGCAGCCUGCAGGAGUUCUGCUCUGACCCCCACGCUGUGGCAGGUACCUUAAAAAAAUGUUUAAAUGUCCCAUGUGGUGUCUUUGCUGCUCUUUGGAAACCCUGGGUUGGUUGGGAAGGUCUCAGGUCUUGGGGGCAUCCAUGGGUAUUCAUGGCCUAAGAUAUCCGGCCACUGGUCCAAGCCUCCUUCCCACCCCCCAGGUAUCUGAUGAAGUUCCUAGCACAGCUGGCCGAGGAGCAGGAGGUGAACAAGAUGACACCCAGCAACAUCGCCAUUGUCCUGGGGCCCAACCUACUGUGGCCCCCUGAGAAAGAAGGGGACCUGGCCCAGCUGGAUGCAGCCUCGGUCUCAUCCAUCCAGGUGGUAGGCGUGGUCGAGGCUCUGAUACAGAACACCGACACCCUCUUUCCUGGAGAUAUCAACUUCAAUGUGUCGGGCCUGUUCUCAGCGCCUGCCCCCCAGGACAAGGUCAGCGACAUGCCGGCUUCUGAGGAGCUUCCAUCGAUUCCCACACCCACCCCGGCCGCUGUCCCAGCCUUAGUGGCUACCAAGGAAAGGGCAGAGUCCGAGAUGCCCCACAGACCAACCUCCCCCAAGGUCAGUCGGAGCCCCCCAGAGGCGGCCGCCCCAGCAGAGGAGAUGGCUCGGAGGACCAAGCGCCCAGCACCCGCCAGGCCCACCAUGCCGCCCCCCCAGGUCUCUGGCACCCGCAGCUCCCCUCCAGCGCCACCCUUGCCUCCUGGCUCUGGCAGCCCUGUGACACCUCGGGCGCUGCCCCGCCGUCUGGUUGGCAGCAGCCUCCGGGCCCCCACGGUGCCACCCCCGUUGCCUCCCACUGCCCCCCAGCCUUCCCAGCGUCAGAGCCGGCGCUCACCAGCUUCCCCCAGCCCGGCCUCUCCAGGUCCGGCCUCUCUCAGCCCGGUCAGUCUGAGCUCGCCUGCACAUGUGGACCUGGGGGUGGCCCCUGAGGAGGGCGAGGCCCCUGAGGCUGCAAGCAGGGCCCCCACUGCCCCAGUCAUCCCCCCUCAGGCCCGGCCCAGGAGCCUCGCCUCAGAGACCAACUGAGCCCACAGCUCCCCCACGACACCCCUCAGCACCCCUUCCCUUCCACCUCAUCCUCCCAGGACACAGCCCUCACCCUCCCAAGGGGGGGGGCCUCCAGCCUUUGCCUAAAGUGCCUUGGUGCCCGCUGGGUCGGCCCCCACGGCAAGAAGGACUCAGGACAGUCCUCCACUUCCAGACCUUUUCCUCUUGGAUCACCCU